CAGCGGGGCGGGGCAGGGCUGGCGCUCUCCCGUUGGGGCGGGGCCAACAUCUGCUCGCCCAACGAAACCAGGCAGCUGCAGCGAGGCCAGGCGGCGGGCCGGCAGACUCCUGGCACACCUGCGCCCCUCGACCCCUGAGUCCGCCGGGCACCAUGAGCGGCCGAGUCGGGGACCUGAGCCCUCAGCAGCAGGAGGCGCUGGCCAGGUUCCGGGACAACCUCCAGGACCUGCUGCCCACCCUGCCCAAUGCUGAUGAGUACUUUUUCCUGCGCUGGCUCCGAGCUCGGAACUUUGACUUGCAGAAAUCUGAGGACAUGCUCCGGAAGCACAUGGAGUUCAGAAAGCAACAGGACCUGGACAACAUCCUUUCGUGGAAGCCCUCAGAGGUGAUCCAACUGUACGACUCUGGUGGUCUGAGCGGCUAUGACUACGAAGGCUGCCCCGUGUGGUUCGACAUCAUUGGGACCCUUGACCCCAAAGGUCUUCUCCUGUCAGCCUCCAAGCAGGAGCUUAUCCGGAAGCGCAUCAGGGUCUGUGAGCUGCUUUUGCGGGAGUGUGAGCUGCAGAGUCAGAAGUUGGGCAGGAAGAUUGAGACAGUGCUGAUGGUGUUUGACAUGGAGGGGCUCAGCCUGAAACACCUGUGGAAACCAGCUGUUGAGGUCUACCAGCAGUUUUUUGCCAUCCUGGAAGCAAAUUAUCCUGAGACGAUAAAGAAUUUAAUUGUCAUUCGUGCCCCCAAGCUGUUCCCGGUGGCCUUCAACUUGGUCAAAUUUUUCAUGAGUGAGGAAACGCAAAGGAAGAUAGUGAUUCUGGGAGGCAACUGGAAGCAGGAGCUGCCAAAGUUCGUCAGCCCCGACCAGCUGCCCGUGGAGUUUGGGGGGACCAUGACUGACCCUGAUGGCAACCCCAAGUGCCUGACCAAGAUCAAAUACGGGGGUGAUGUGCCCAAGAGCUACUACCUGCGUAACCAGGUGAAGACACAAUAUGAGCACACGGUGACCGUGGCCAGAGGCUCCUUCAUGCAGGUGGAGAACGAAAUCCUGUUCCCAGGCUGUGUGCUCAGGUGGCAGUUCGCAUCAGAAGGGGCAGACAUUGGCUUUGGGGUUUUCCUGAAGACCAAGAUGAGUGAACAGAAGCAGGCAGGGGACAUGGUGGAGGUGUUGCCCAUCCAACGCUGCAAAGCCCAUGUGGUCCCUGAGGACGGGAGCCUCACCUGCCUCAAGGCCGGCGUCUAUAUCCUGCGCUUUGACAACACCUAUAGCCUGAUGCACGCCAAGAAGGUCAGCUACACCGUGGAGGUGCUGCUCCCAGACAAGGCCUCCGAGGAGAAGCUUCAGGGUCUCUAGGCGAGGAGACCGUCCCCAGCGCAGUGAAGACCUUGGCUGCCUCUGUGCCUGUGCUUUUCAACCCCGUAGCUCUCCCUCCCUGUGCCCUGCCCUCCCAGGCACAGGGGCAGAGCAGGAAGGGGACACCCAGUCUGUCGGCCACACUGAGGAUUCAGACAGGCUCCUGAUCCCCUGUUUUCGGAGACCAAGGACACUUGUCCCGGGACUCACCAACACCUAGCAAUCUGGCCUGGGAGCAUGUGCCUGUGCCCCGGGCCAUACAGGGAGAGCAAAGCAUCAAGUCUGAAAGAGCAAGGAUGCCCCCGUCUCUGUACCUGGGGACUCAGUGGAUGGGGAUAGGGGCAGCUGGAGGUGGCCUGGUGAAAGGAUGGAGCCAGCUAAGUGAUAAAGUGGAGGGUCUUGGUUGUGGGAGGGCACCAAGGCCCUUUAGACUUGCCCUCCUGCCUUUGGAGGGAAGAUCAGGAAUGGAGCAUGAGGCCCAGCAGGGAUAAUCAUGGCCAGGACAAGCCAUGCUCGGUCACCCAGAGCUAGAUGGGUGAAGACUAAAUCUAUCAGAAUUCUCAGUGACCCUGGCCUCCCUCUCACCACCUGCCAUGAUCCAGCUGAUAUUCAGCUUGGGUUCUUUUUGGCUCUGAGGAAGGACUAGGACCAUAGCAGAGCUGGAGGGCCAUGGAACAUGCUGGAAUAAAGUAGAAUGUGCUGAGUUAGAGCUGCCAGUCCCCAGCGUGCUUAUCCUCGACUCUCAUUUGCUUCUUGGAGAACCAUCGAGUUUUCUUCCAUCUUUGUGUCUCGCUAGAGGGACAGCUAAGGGUUGUCUGUCAACAGCCCACUACCCCACCCCAAAUGCGACUCUGUAGCUGGCUGGUGAUGGCUGGUGAUGCCUCCCACAUCCCACAGUCAGGAUCAUCGUGUGCUUGAAUGAACGCCCAGUAUGAAUCAGCACAGUCGCUGAGUGGUCAGAUGUCCCUGUUAUAGGGGUCCUUGGUGCAAAGGAUUAGCAUCAUGGCUGCCAAGAUAUUUACCAGAGGCAGGAAGCCUCAGCUAACACCAACAUCCAGGUGCUCUGCAAACAAGAAGCCAGCUUGGGCCCCUUUCUUGCUCUCAGAUUCUGUGAUUUCAUUUUUUUCCAGUUAAUAGCUUUCCUGAUUUCCCAGGGCCUCUUCUUCCCAGGCAAGAAAAGAAUGAGGCUUGAGAAGGCGGGGGUCUUCAGGUGAGCUAUUUGAUGUCCUUGGGGCCCCAGACCCUCCACCUGUGGCAGGCUCCAUCAUCCAUGGUCCAGCACACAGUCUGAAACAGGGGCUCUGCUGCUAUAGAAAGCCAAUGAACUCAGAAACACAAUUUAAAGCCAAUGCAUGGAGGCAUGGCUGAUCCAACAGCGUAGGAGGAGUUUGACGAGAAAAAAUCUGGUCCUGCCAGCGCCAAGGAGAGAGGGCCAGGGCUGCUGGGUGAAAAUCAUAUGACAUCCUUGUGUCCAAGGGGUGCUCCUGCCUCCCCACUGCAAUGGGGUCUCCCACCACCACCCUACGGCACGCUGUGGCCCCCCUCCGCGAACCCAGAGGCACUUGGGCAUUUCAGAGCCAUCUUACUGCAGCACAAGCUAGAGAGGGUGUGGCUGGCUGCAGUUGUAAGGGUCCAGGUCAGGUUUCCCUGGGCCCACCCCAUGUCAUGAUGAGGGAGCUCACAGAGCCUCAUUUCAGCCUCACAUCCCCAGCCGAAAAACAAGGGGUUCAUGGAUUUGAACCUGAUUCUUGCUUUUCCAACCACCCACAGCAAAUUUCCCACAAUGUGUUUGCACAGCCUUCUCUGGUUUCCUUGCAAGUAGCAGAUUGGUCCUUGUACAAGGGUUUAAUUUACACAAAUAUGGGCCGCCUGGGGAGUGGCAAGGAAUGGAGGGCUCAGGGGUUGGGUGUGGACACCAGUGACCUUGAAUCUCAGAGCUGGUAGAGUGUACUGCAUGUGAACCUGUGAGUACGGUGGUCACCUUGGGAAAUGAGGACAGGAUGUCCUGUCCAGCAAGGUGGACAGGGAGCUUGUCCUCAGCAACUCCAUCCCUCACUCGACACCAUCACCUCUUUACCAAAAAAAAAAGGGGGGGGAGGGAGGGGAGUAGCCCAGAGAGGGGCUGGCUCCCCUGAGGUUUGUUUCUUCCUUCUAGUCACUCAUCAAUGUUUAUUGAGUGCCUAGCACCAGGCCCUGCAGGCCCUGGGCACACAGGGUGCUGGGCUUACCCCUGUCUGCUGGCAGAAAGCUUACCUGCACCAAGGGAGGCUGAAGUGAUUCUCAUGGGCAUUAUCAAGUGGGCAGCUCAGUGGGGCAGGAGGCAAAUUCUGGGGGAGUAUCCAGCAAAAAAACAAAAAAAAACCUGAUGGGGUAUCAGACGUGCUUUGCCAAAGGCAGGGACCCCUGAAGGGGAGCUGAAGGUGUAGGCGAGCCUUCCAGACAGAGGAAUGAAGUGAGAACAGCUGUAGUGUGUUUGAAGCUAGAGGAAAGCCAGAAGGGCCCUUGGGUGACGCUGGAAAUGGGUCACCGAUGUUUGCUGUUUCUUUGUGAAUGACUGUGUACACAUUAGGUACAUUAGUUAAUAAGACUAUUUCAUAAUGGAGGUUACAAAACAGAGAUUUGUUGUUUGUCAAGAAAGAGUGGCAAAAGCUUGGCAGGAAGCCAUGGAUCAAAGCUCUUGCUCAAAAUGAGGUGGUUGGAAAUAGCCAGGCCUUCCCUGUCCAGAGGCGUGGAGGCAGGGCCUUCCUUUCCCAGGGCCCAUCUCCUAACUGGAAUCCUAACAAUAUUCCAGGGGAAGCGGGGAAAUAAGCUGGGGAGGGGGGAGGUGUUAUGUAUAGGGUUUUUUGAGGACAGUUGGGAAGGCUUUCCUGCCCCUCAAAUCUCUAAGUCAGUUCAGCUCACCUUCCAAGAGCCCAGGCCAAAAGGGACCCCAGUGUGGGACAAUCACAGCUUCACAAUUACUAGAGCAAGUCUUCGGCACUCCAGGGCUUGGCAGGCCACAGUAGGACUCCUUCCGUGAAACCCCGAAACAGACGGAAACCCCAGAAACUAGCGAGGAUGCCAAGGCUGUUAGAGGGAGUGCCGUGGCCAAAGGCUCAGUGUCUAAUGGCAGGGGUGGAGCCAGCACCCAGGUUAGCUGCCAGCAGUACCCCUGCCCUGCCUUUCAGAGGACGACAAGGUCAGUGUGGGCAGGUGGGCGCCGCCAGAGAGGGCAAGCCUGGGACAGAGAGGGGCACUGGCCUGGGUCUGAGGAAGCCACCUUUCUGUGGGAUGGACCAGGCUCUUCUCCGUGGGCCAGGACAAGCUGAUGCAGGAAGCAUCACGCCCUCUUUACCAAGGAGGGUGAGGCCUGGGGCAGGAAGUGACUUGUCAGGACACCCAAUGUAAAGGGGGGAAGGUAGGAUGUGAAGAGGGGUUCAUCUAUCCAGACAGCCCAGGUGCUAAAUGAGCACAUUGGGUGGGCAGGCUUCAGGCUUGGUGACUUUAGAGAGGAGGGGGCAGCCAUAGGCUUGGGCAGGGUGGCGCUCCACUGUCUGCGACCUCUGCUCUCAGCCACCAGGGGGCGGUGUUGAUAGUACGUCUCUCUCCCUGCCCCAGAAAUGUGAACAGGACCCCUCCGAGAUCUGGCUGGUGAAGGGUGGAUUUGCAGGUGGCUUGAGGCGAAGUUCACUGGGCCCAGGCUCCCUGUGGGCCCAUGCGGAGCAGCUGAAAGAGGUGGUCCCACCUGGGUUCAGAUCCUGGUUCUGCCCCUUGCUGGUUUUCUCUCUAGAUCCCUGUAGACUCCAUCCUCCAUCCUUCGGCUGCCAUAAUCCGUCAUCUCUUGCUUGGGUUAUUAGAAAGGUGUCCAUGAGUCAGUCUCCCUGUGCCUGUUCCUACCGCCUCCCAGGAGGCUCCACGGGGCAGCCAGAAAAAGCCUUUCUGAAAUGAAAAUCUGAUCAUCACUUCCUGUGGGAGCCCUUCCCUGGCUCCUCAUUUCCUCCCCGGGAAAGUUCAGUUUUCACUAGUGGCUUAUAAGGCCCUCUGUGACCUGCUUAUGACACCCGCAUUGCAGCUUCACCCAACGACCUGAACUCACCAAUUCAUCAGACUCCUUCCUGCCUCCCUGCUUUUAUUCAUGCUGUACCUUCAGUCUGGGACUCCCUUCCCAGUCUUGCUCUGUGCACCCUCGAGGCUCCCAGAGACCUCUUUCCCUAGCCAAGCCCCCUUCCCCAGUCCCUAGCAGAGUAAGAGUCUUGUCUCCAUGCUCUUGUUGCAAGGGGCCCAGUGUUUAUCAUGAGAGUCAUCAUCUGUCUCGUGUCUGUCUCUUACUCCCCACUGGCUACCAGGCCAGGCUACACUCCCCAGAUGUUCAAUAAAGCCUUG
Molecule: messenger RNA, 5708 nt
Organism: Mustela erminea (ermine)
Lineage: Eukaryota; Metazoa; Chordata; Mammalia; Carnivora; Mustelidae
Gene: SEC14L4
Product: SEC14 like lipid binding 4
Exons: 12
Coding region: 153-1346 (397 amino acids)
Cellular component (GO): cytoplasm
Source: RefSeq, a predicted model, not a curated record